UAAGAAAACCUAUUUUUUCUUUUAGGAAUUCAAUCACAAAAACCAUCAAAAUGCGUAAAGAACUUUGUUUAACUUGUAAUCGACAAAUUUUGAAAAACUUUGAACCAGAAUUAAUCAUGGAUCAAGAAAAUACAAAUCGAGUUCAACCUGGAGAAGCACAAAAUCAACAACCAGCAGCCACCAUUCCAAAGCCAAACAGUUCAUUUGUAAAUUACAUAUCGGAAAAACUAGAAACCUACACAAAUUAUGUCAAGUGCCAAGUUGAAUUUGAAAUUUCAAAAAUUAUUUACAAAGCCGAUAUGGGAGAGUUUAAUGAUAGUGAUCCAUCUGUGUCAGUCUUGCAACCACAACAAUCACCAAUUCAGUCAAUGGAUCAACAACAAACAAACUCUUCCAAUCCUCUUGCAAAUGGCGAUAAAACUGAUGUCGAAUUCCUUUCAACCACUUGCAGUCGCUAAUAAAAUCGCUCCUAAAGUCGAUACUUUGCUGUUUAAGAAUUUAAAAAAAAUGAACCGAACUCUUUUUGUAAAUGUAUGUGUGUCCAAGUGACCAAUGAAUAUACAUAACUUCAUAGUAAGAAUAAAAGAACGUAAAAUUUGUUUGUGUUAAUUCAAAAUGAUUUAUAUAAAAAAAAAAAUAAACACAAAAUGGCUCUGGUUCUUCAUUUCUUUAAAAAAAUUUAGUUUGGUUGGACGUUUUGCAUUUUUCAAAAUUAUAAUGAUUGUGAAAAUCUGUGUAAAUCCGUCUCAAAAAAGAGAUUUCAAGAGGAUGGAUUUCAGGGGGGAAAGUAGCGAAUUUUUUUUCAUUGGAAUUCAUUUAAUGGAAAUGUAGCGACUUUUUGGUUGUUUGGAAUUCGACAUGAGAUAAGGAAAGGAUUUUGAAAUAUAUAUACCAACUGAAAUUUUGAAUUACUGAAUUGUUGAAUAGUUGUAAUUAUUAUUAUAGUUAUUGAAUGUUAUGCAAUGAUACCUUAACCUAAAAAUGUUCAUAUUUAAUUAAGUUUGAGUCAAUAAAAUCCUGUAAUGUAUUUUCUAUAGUUUUCUUUUUCGUAUUAUUAUAAAUCAAGUGUCUCUUAUAAACAAUCUUCGCUUUGAACGAAUAAAGGCAAAGGGUUCACGAAAUACAGGGAUACUUAAUCUCUGAUCAUGAAACCAGGUUGAAAGUGGUAUCCAAGGACUUGAGGUACAAAAUUGCAGAGAUCGAACUGGCUGUAAGCAGCAUUAGGAUAGGGAUUUGAUGGACAUGGAAACUGAGCUAUUGACACAUGGAACAACGGCACCAG
This is a messenger RNA of Episyrphus balteatus (marmalade hoverfly), 1282 nucleotides long. RefSeq lists its product as uncharacterized. The coding region runs from base 51 to 458 and encodes 135 amino acids. The record is from RefSeq and is a predicted model, not a curated record. The transcript is spliced from 2 exons. Lineage: Eukaryota; Metazoa; Arthropoda; Insecta; Diptera; Syrphidae.